GGGUGGCGAAGGAGCGUCCGGGCGUGGGAGGGCCCCUCCCGGCCACCGUCACGCGGGGAGCAACGGCUACUCCUGGGUGGGGGAGGGGCUGGCGGCGGCACGGCGGCCAUCUUGAGCCAGGGGCCCGCACUGCGGAGGCCGGGGCUCACGGAAGGAGGCCCCGCGGGCAGGGCAGAGCGCGCUGGGCAGGGCGACUGGGACCCGCCCCCGCAGGGUCCCGAGAGCCAGAGGCAGAGGCAGUGUGAGGAGCGCGGCGGUGCCCGCCCCGCCAGGCCUCGCGCCCGCCUGCCCGGCGGCCAGCACGCGCCCCAGCCCGGCCAGCCGACCAGGCCGCGGCCCUGCGCGGCGGCGCCAUGCGGCUCACCCUCGAGGCCGGGCCGCAGCUCACCUUCCACAUCGACAUUGACCCCGGCCAGACGGUGAGGGCCCUCAAGGAGAAAAUUGAAGCCGAGCAGGGCAGAGAUGCCUUUCCGGUAGCGGGGCAGCAGCUCCUUUAUGCGGGCCGCGUCCUCCCGGACGACGCUGUGCUCAGAGACUGUCAGAUCCACGAGCACCACGCGGUGACGGUCCUGGUGGCCAGACCCGAGGCGGCGACCACAGCAGCACCGGCCACGGCCACGGCCACAGCUGGGCAGUCCCAUCCUGCCACCGCGGCAUCGGCUGGUGCUGGGGCCCCAGCGCGCGGCCCUGCCUUGCCCGCCGCGCCUGCCACCUCCACGCGUGCCACGCCGGCACCUGCCUCCUCCACGUGUGCCAUGUCCGUGCCUGCCACCUCCACGCGUGCCACGUCCGCGCCUGCUACCUCCACGCGUGCCAAGUCCGCGCCUGCCUCCGUGUCC
Molecule: messenger RNA, 839 nt
Organism: Oryctolagus cuniculus (rabbit)
Lineage: Eukaryota; Metazoa; Chordata; Mammalia; Lagomorpha; Leporidae
Source: RefSeq, a predicted model, not a curated record